This is a messenger RNA of Cyanistes caeruleus (blue tit), 1177 nucleotides long. It is a transcript of the gene HTRA2, whose product is annotated as HtrA serine peptidase 2. Gene Ontology annotation, biological process: positive regulation of apoptotic process; programmed cell death; proteolysis. NCBI's taxonomy places the organism in Eukaryota, Metazoa, Chordata, Aves, Passeriformes, Paridae. The record is from RefSeq and is a predicted model, not a curated record. Gene Ontology annotation, cellular component: mitochondrion. Gene Ontology annotation, molecular function: serine-type endopeptidase activity; protein binding.
AGCGCCGCCGUGCCCGCCCCGCCGCCCGCCCCGCCGCCUACCUCGCCCCGCGCCGCCUUCAACUUCAUCGCCGACGUGGUGGAGAAGACGGCGCCCGCUCUGGUCUACGUGGAGAUCGUGGGCAGGCACCCCUUUCUGGGCCGGGAGGUUCCCAUCUCCAACGGUUCGGGCUUCCUGGUGUCCCCUGACGGGCUGAUCGUCACCAACGCGCACGUGGUGGCCAACCGGCGGCGCGUGCGGGUGAAGCUGGCGAGCGGCGAGAUGUACGACGCCGUGGUGCACGACGUGGACCAGGUGGCGGACAUCGCCACCAUCAAGAUCAAGCCCAAGCACCCGCUGCCCACGCUGCCGCUGGGGCGCUCGGCCGAGGUGAGGCAGGGCGAGUUUGUGGUGGCCAUGGGCAGCCCCUUCGCCCUGCAGAAUACCAUCACCUCGGGCAUCGUCAGCUCGGCGCAGCGCGGCAGCCGCGAGCUGGGCCUGGCCGCCACCGACAUGGAGUACAUCCAGACCGACGCUGCCAUCGAUUUUGGGAAUUCUGGGGGCCCCCUCGUCAACCUGGAUGGCGAGGUGAUUGGUGUGAACACCAUGAAGGUGACCUCAGGCAUCUCCUUUGCCAUCCCUUCUGACCGGCUGCGGAAGUUCCUGCAGAAGGAGGAGCAGCGCAAGAGCUCUUGGUUUGGCAAUGCAGAGACGAAGCGCCGGUACAUCGGGGUGAUGAUGCUGACCCUCACUCCCAGCAUCCUGGCAGAGCUGAAGCUGCGUGACCCCACCUUUCCUGACAUCUCCUACGGCGUGCUGAUCCACAAGGUGAUCAUCGGCUCCCCGGCACACCAGGCAGGGCUGAAGGCCGGGGAUGUGGUGCUGGAGAUCAACGGGACGGCGUCGCGGCGCGCCGAGGAUGUGUACGAGGCGGUGCGGACACAGCAGAACCUGGCCCUGCUGGUGCGGCGCGGCUACGACACCCUGCUGGUGAGCGUCGUCCCCGAGGUCACCGAGUAGCAGAGACCGCCCGGCGCUGGCCCGGAGCCGAGGGCAGGACUGAGAUGUGUCCGUGCUGGCCAGGCAGAGAUGGAGAGCUCAUGCAGGGCUGGAAGGGGCCAGGAGAGGGGCCUGUGCUUGGGUGACUUGUGGUGCAGCUGCUCCCCUCUAUACUCAAAUAAAGCACUUUUCUAGCAGC